CUAGAUGCCAUCUUGCCGGCUCUAGUCCUCCGGGCCAGAACAACAUCCGCCAGCCGCUCUUCUCUGUGUCCAAUGAGAGAGCAGGAUGGGCCAAGCGUGCUAGGAUUGGCUGGAGGAUCGACGCCAUCGACGAUCAUUUCCUGAGAGCGAGAAUUCGACGAGCGAUGUGCCGCCCCCUAGAGCCUCGGAGGAGAGGUCCUGGAGUGACAGCGGCCCGGUGUGUGUAGAGGGGGGCGGGCCCGAUCGAUGUUCUCGGGCUCCGACGCCCUGACCUGACGGGAAGCGGGUGGACUCCGCUCUCCCUGGAGAGUUGAACCUUGGGACAAUGUGGAGCAGUGAUCGCUUGGCGGGUGCGGGGUCUGGUGGGACGGUCGUGACGAUAGCUUUCACGAACUCUCGGGACUGCUUCCUGCAUCUGCCGCGGCGCCUCGUGGCCCAGCUUCACCUGCUGCAGAAUCAAGCUAUAGAAGUAACUGGGGACCGCCAGCCUACCUACUUGAGCUGGGUAGAAGGCAGGCAUUUUAAUGAUCAAAGUGAAAAUGUGGCAGAAGUUAAUAGACAAGUUGGACAGAAACUUGGACUCUCGAGCGGGGAUCAGGUGUUUCUCAGGCCUUGUUCCCAUGUGGUAUCUUGCCAACAGGUUGAGGUGGAGCCCCUCUCGGCAGACGACUGGGAGAUACUGGAGCUGCAUGCCGUUUCCCUCGAGCAGCAUCUUCUAGAUCAGAUUCGAAUCGUUUUCCCUCAAGCCGUUGUUCCCAUCUGGGUUGACCAGCAGACGUACAUUUUUAUCCAGAUUGUUGCUCUGAUGCCAGCUGCCCCUUACGGAAGGCUAGAGACCAACACCAAACUCCUUAUUCAGCCAAAGACACGCCAAACCAAAGAAAGCACAUUUCCAAAAGAAAGAGACACACAUGGACAAGUUCAUAGUUAUGGCCGAGAACAGAAAGGGAUAUCAAAAGAACUGCAAACCAAGCAGCUUCAUAUGAACACAGAAGGUGUUCCCGGGUCUAAUGGACGAGACCCAGAAGUCCCAGGUGACCCGUUGAAGCCACGCUGGUGGGCUGUGCUAGGAAGCAUGUUUUCCUUUGGGCCUGACAACAAAGAGUCAGCCUGGGGCUCGUUGGAACUUGGUGCUUUCAAAAACAUGCAGUCACAGGCUGUCCCUCUAGACAGUAUUUACAGAGUAUGCCGAGUUCAGCCUCCGAGUGUGCACAACACCCCCGCUACCUCCGUGUUUCACAAACACUGUACCGUCCAUGUAUUUCCGUGGGACCAAGAAUAUUUUGAUGUGGAGCCCAGCUUCACUGUGAUCUAUGGAAAACUAGUUAAGCUACAUUCUCCAAAACAACAGCAAGACAAAAGUAAGCAGGGUGCCCUGUUACCUGAAAAAGAAAAGCAACCAUCCGAGUCUCCAGAUCCUAAGCAGAUCGGCUCCACCCACAGUGAGGAAGCCGAGGCCUGCGUGCUGAAGGUAGUCUGGAACGGACUCGAGGAGCUGAAGAAUGCCUCGGAGUUCACCAAAAGUCUAGAGCCUCUCCACCGAGGCAAAGUCUGGAUUCCAGAUGACCUGAGAAAGAGACUAAAUAUAGAAAUGCAUGCAGUAGUCAGAAUAACUCCACUGGAAACCACCCCUAAAAUCCCAAGAUGUCUGAAAUUACAGCCUAGAGAGAACUUACCUAAAGACGUGAGUGAAGAAGAUGUAAAAUCUGUGUUCUCGUCUUGGCUACAGCAGUCCACUACCACCAUGCUUCCUUUGGUAAUAUCAAAGGAAGAGUGUAUUAAACUGGAAAUUAAAGAUGGGUUGAAAGAGUUCUCUCUGAGUAUAGUUCAUUCUCAGAAAAAAGAAAAGGAUCAAGAAAAAACUGUUUUUGUGUUGAGUCCCAUUCUGCUGCAGAGGAUCUCAGUACAAGUCCUUCUAGAGCCCAUGAUAAGAGAAGAACACAGUGCGGAAAUUGACUUUCUUCUUCCCUCUUUAACGCUGAGCUGUUUGGGUGGAGUGAGUUCCUUAGGUAUAUCCGCCAUGGAACACAUCACUCACAGUCUCCUGGGACGCCCUUUGUCUCGGCAGCUGAUGUCUCUCGUCGCAGGACUUAGGAAUGGGGCUCUUUUGAUCACUGGAGGAAAGGGAAGCGGGAAAUCAACGUUAGCUAAAGCCAUCUGUAAGGAAGCACAUGCCGCUCUGGAUGCCCAUGUGGAGAUAGUCGACUGCAAAGCUUUACGAGGAAAAAGGCUUGAAAGCAUACAAAAAGCCCUCAAGGUGGCUUUCUCAGAGGCGGCCUGGAGGCAGCCAUCUGUCCUUCUGCUGGAUGACCUGGACCUCAUUGCUGGACUGCCAAGUGUCCCAGAGCAUGAACACAGCCCUGAGGCGGUGCAGAGCCAGCGGCUGGCACAUGCUUUGAACGAUAUGAUCAAAGAGCUUGUGUCUAUGGGAAGCUUGGUUGGGCUCAUCGCCACGAGCCAGCUGCAGCGCUCUCUACACCCUUCACUUGUAUCUGCUCAAGGAAUCCACACAUUCCAGUGCAUCCAGCACAUUCAGCCUCCCAGCCAGGAACAGAGAUGUGAAAUUCUGCAUAGUGUAGUGAAAAAUAAACUGGGCUGUGAUAUAAGCGAGUCUCCGGACGUGGACCUGCAGUGCAUAGCUAAAGACACGGAAGCUUUUGUGGCUCGAGACUUUACAGUUCUCGUGGACCGAGCCAUACACUCUUCUCUGUCUCGCCAGCAUGGCUCCACCCGGGAAGAAUUGACUUUAACAACAUCAGACUUCCAAAAGGCUCUCCAUGGAUUUCUUCCUGCUUCUCUGCGAAAUGUCAACCUGCAUAAACCGAGAGACCUGGGCUGGGACAAGAUUGGUGGAUUGCAUGAAGUUCGGCAGAUACUCAUGGAUACUAUCCAGUUACCAGCCAAGUACCCAGAAUUAUUUGCAAACUUACCCAUACGACAGAGGACGGGAAUACUGCUUUAUGGUCCUCCUGGGACAGGAAAAACUUUACUUGCUGGGGUAGUUGCAAGAGAGAGUGGAAUGAAUUUUAUUAGUAUUAAGGGACCAGAGUUACUGAGCAAGUACAUCGGAGCCAGUGAGCAGGCCGUGCGGGACGUCUUCACCAGAGCACAGGCUGCAAAGCCCUGCAUUCUUUUCUUUGAUGAGUUUGAAUCCAUCGCUCCUCGAAGAGGUCACGACAACACAGGGGUUACAGACCGAGUAGUCAACCAGUUGCUGACACAGUUAGACGGAGUAGAAGGCUUACAGGGAGUUUAUGUGUUGGCUGCUACUAGUCGCCCUGACUUAAUCGACCCUGCCCUGUUGCGGCCUGGCCGACUGGAUAAAUGUGUAUACUGCCCUCCUCCAGAUCAGGUGUCUCGUCUUGAGAUUUUAACUGUCCUCAGCAAGUCUCUAGCUCUGGCAGACGAUGUGGACCUUCAGCACGUGGCGUCUGUCACCGAGUCCUUCACUGGAGCGGAUCUAAAAGCUCUGCUGUACAACGCACAGCUGGAGGCCCUGCAGGGACGGCUGCUGCCCAGUGGGCUCCACGAUGGAGGCUCCAGCUCUGAUAGUGACCUAAGUCUGUCUUCAAUGGUCUUUCUUAACCACAGCAGUGGUUCCGACGACUCAGCUGGAGAUGGAGAGUGUGGCUUAGAGCAAUCCCUUGUUUCUCUCGAGAUGUCUGAGAUCCUUCCAGACGAAUCAAAAUUCAAUAUGUACCGGCUCUACUUUGGAAGCUCAUAUGAAUCAGAACUUGGAAAUGGAACCUCUUCUGACUUGAGCUCACACUGUCUGUCAGCACCAAGCUCCAUGACUCAGGAUUUACCUGCAGCUCCUGGGAAAGACCCAUUGUUUACACCACAUGCUGUGUUCAGGACACCUUCCCAAGAAGGCUGCCAAGACCUUACACAGGAACAGAGAGACCAGCUGAGGGCGGACAUCAGCAUCAUCAAAGGCAGAUACCGGAGCCAAAGUGGAGAGGAUGAAUCCCUUAACCAGCCUGGACCAAUCAAAACCAAUUUUGCCAUUAGCCAGGCACAUUUAAUGACUGCACUGGCCCACACAAGACCAUCCAUUAGUGAAGAUGAAGGGAAGGAAUUUGCUGAGCUGUAUGAAAACUUUCAAAAUCCAAAGAAGAGAAAAAGUCAAAGUGGAACCGUGUUUCGAACUGGACAGAGAGUGACUUUAGCAUAAAUGCACUUCUGAUUUUUCUAGAUGUGUUUGUUUGCCUGAUGGUCUGUCCCUAAGUUGUAACUAUAAAAAUGAUGUAAAAAUUUUAAUUUAAUAAAUUUGACUAAUCUAUUAAUCUCACAGAAUGGUUAAGUGCUGUGAUUACAUAAUGCUCAGGACACUCUGAGAGUAACAGUGCAGGCUAAAUGAAGUUCUUCGUAACAGAUUGUGUAUUUUAUUCCCAAGUCUGCAUUAAAUCCUGGAUGACAUUAUGUCAGUGGUGGAGCUCAUUCGUUUUCUAUUAGAGGGAAGUGUUUCUCCGAACUCACAGGCCCAGAGUUACUGUUUUUCUGGCUUUUGACAGAUUGUAUACCUUGCAACUUUUUGACUGUUUUGGAAAAAGAUACAUUCUAUUAUCCUGUUUUUUUUUUUUUUUUUUUUUAAAUCA
This is a messenger RNA of Arvicanthis niloticus (Nile rat), 4598 nucleotides long. RefSeq names its product peroxisomal biogenesis factor 1 (gene Pex1). The record is from RefSeq and is a predicted model, not a curated record. Gene Ontology annotation, biological process: protein import into peroxisome matrix. Gene Ontology annotation, cellular component: cytosol; peroxisomal membrane; peroxisome. Lineage: Eukaryota; Metazoa; Chordata; Mammalia; Rodentia; Muridae. Gene Ontology annotation, molecular function: ATP hydrolysis activity; ATP binding.